Messenger RNA from Tetrahymena thermophila SB210, 3642 nucleotides. Its product is annotated as fibronectin-binding protein A, amine-terminal protein. NCBI's taxonomy places the organism in Eukaryota, Ciliophora, Oligohymenophorea, Hymenostomatida, Tetrahymenidae. Gene Ontology annotation, biological process: ribosome-associated ubiquitin-dependent protein catabolic process; rescue of stalled cytosolic ribosome. Gene Ontology annotation, cellular component: RQC complex. The record is from RefSeq and is a predicted model, not a curated record. Gene Ontology annotation, molecular function: tRNA binding; ribosomal large subunit binding. The transcript is spliced from 14 exons.
AUGUCAGGAGAAAAAACAAAAGUUCGUUUAACGUCAUUGGAUAUCACUGCAUUAGUCACUGAAUUAAAGUAAAAGCUAAUUGGUCUCAGAGUUUCUAAUAUUUAUGACAUCAAUCAAAAGACCUAUCUCUUCAAGCUAGCCAGAGGAGAAACCAAGGAGUUCUUAUUAAUUGAAAAUGGUAUUCGUUUCCACACUACAGACAUAUAGCAAGAGAAAAGUAAGAUGCCUUCAGGAUUUACAAUGAAGUUCAGAAAGUAUUUAAGAUCUAAGAGAUUAGAAGACAUUAAGCAAAUAGGAGUUGAAAGAGUUAUUAUUCUCACUUUUGGUAGUGGUGAAUCAACAAAUCAUAUCAUUCUCGAAAUGUAUUCUAGUGGUAACAUCAUUUUAACAGACAAAGACUUUAAUAUCAUUUUACUGAUGAGAUAGCAUCAAUUCACUGAAACCAUUAAGACUGCAAUAGGAGAAAGGUAUCCAUUUGAAUAAGCAGCAAAUUUAUAUUUGGAAAAAUUCGAUACUUCAGAAUCUAUCAUAGAAGAACUUAUCAAGCAAAAGGAGAAUUAAGAAGAAAAUAAUGAGUAGGAAGAAAAAAACGAAGAUAAAAAAUAAAAAAAUAACGAUAAAGAGGAAGAAGAAAAAGAUGAAGAUGAAGCUGACAAAAAAAAGAAAAACAAACAAAAAAAAGAAACAAAAGAUGGCAAAAAUAAUUAAAAAGAUCAAGAUAAGUAAAAGAAAGACGGAAAAAAAAAUAAUGCUGCUAAAGCUACUAAAGGCUAUAAGCUAAGGGAAAUAGUCUUCAAGAUUGUUCCCUCUUUGCAUAAUCCUGUUAUUGAUCAUAUUAUUUCUUCUAAUGGAUUAAACCCAAAUUAAAAAGUUACUGUUGCAGAUGUUGCAAUUAUUAAGCAAAUGGCAGAUAAAUGCAAGGACCUUAUCCUCGACUUCUAAAAGACUGUGCAUUAGGGCUACUUGAUCGUUUCAGAUAAAAAGGAGGUAAAGCAUAGACCAAAUAAAUAGGAAUAGCAAUAAAUAGAAGGAGCUUAAAACAAUGAUGAAAUUCCUACUGAAAAAGCUAAAGAAGAAAAGAAAGAAGAAGAAAAAGAAAAGUAUUUCGAUUUCUCUCCUUUGUAUUUAACCUGUCACGAAGGCAAAAAGUUCAUUGAAAAUAACUCUUUUAAUGCAAGUGUCGAUAAAUACUUUUAAGUUAUGGCAUAAAAGAUCCAAGAAGAAUAAAAUGAUGUUGAAUCUAUUGCAUGGAAAAAAUAUGAAAAUAUAAAAAAUGAUUAAUUGAAUAGAAUUCAAAAACUUAAAAAUGAAUAGGAAGAGUAUGUUGUUAAAGCUUAAUUAAUUGAAAUGAAUAUUGAUUAUGUAGACGCAAUCAUCAAUAUCAUUAAGACUUUAAAGUCAAGUGGAGAGUCUUGGGACAAAAUUACUAAGAUGAUCAACGAAGGUAAGAAAAACGGCGAUCCUAUGGCAUAUUUGAUUCACAGUUUAGAUUUUGAAAACAACGAAAUCAGUGUUUUGUUGGGAGAUCCAUGUGAUGAUAUGGAAGAAUAUACUGUUGUUGCUAUUGAUAUUGCUUAUUCUGCUCACUAGAAUGCUAGGAAUUAUUACGAAAACAAAAAGAAAAACAUAGUCAAAGAAAAAAAAACUCUUGACGCCUCAAAGUUAGCUUUGAAGUAAGCUGAAAAAACUGCAUUAAAAGAAAUAGAAAAUCUUAAGUUAAAGAAUAACGUUGUAAAUACAAGAAAGCAAUACUGGUUUGAAAAGUUCUACUGGUUUAUUUCAAGUGAAAAUUAUCUUGUUAUUUCAGGUAGAGAUAUGCAAUAAAACGAAAUUAUUGUCAAAAAAUACAUGAGAAAGGGAGAUAUUUAUAUGCAUGCUGAUUUCCAUGGUGCUGCCAGUACAAUUAUUAAGAAUCCUUUUAAAGACAUCCCCGUCUCUUAAUAAACUAUUGAAGAAGCAGCUAUAGCUACUAUCUGUCGUUCAAAGGCUUGGGAAGCAAAAAUUAUUGCUUCAGCUUGGUGGGUAUAUGAUCAUUAAGUAUCGAAAAGAGCAGAAACUGGUGAAUAUUUGCCUUCUGGUAGUUUUAUGAUUAGAGGAAAAAAGAAUUUCAUAUACCCUGCUAGAAUGGAAAUGGGUUGCACUCUUCUUUACAAGUUAGAUGACUAAUUUGUUGAGAAACAUUUAAAUGAUAGAAGAAGAAAGGAUAAAGAUGACAACACUACAACAGUUAGUGGAGUUUAAAUUGAUAACUAGAAUGAUUUCGAUGAAACUAAUUUUGAAAUUAGACCUAAUAUGCAAUUAGAGUCAUAAUAAUCAGAUCAAGGAGUUUCUAUUGUAAACGAGGAUCCAUUUGCUCAACAACAAUAACAAAACAAAAUAGAAUAAGUUCCUAUCCUUCUUCAAAAGGCUUCUACUAGCGUUAUUGAUGAAGAAGUUACAAUGAUUAGAUUAAAUGUACCUCCUUAGCCUAAACCAAAGAAUGCACAAUAAAUCUAGAAAGAAAUUUAAUAAGCUAAAUAAAAAAAUAAAUAACAAUAAAAAGAUGAUAAAAGCUAAUCUAAAAAUGGCAAUGAUGGUAAGAAAUCUAAAGAUCAAAAAGAUGCUAAGAAAAAAGAUAACAAAAAGAAUGACUCUUCAAGUGAAUCUGACAAAGAAGAUGAAAAAUAAAACAAUAAUAAACCAGUCCCAAGAGGGAAAAAAAAUAAAAUUAAAAAAAUGCAAGAAAAGUAUGCAGAUCAAGAUGAAGAAGAAAGAUAACUUAGAAUGCAUUUGAUUGGUGCUAAGUAGAUGAAAGACGUUAAAAUUAAAGAAGACUAAGCCUUCUCGAAAAAGAACAACACAAAAGAUAAAGAUAACAAGGGAAAAAACAACAAAGAUAAAGAUAGUAAGAACUAAAAGCAAUAAUAAAUUGAGGACGAAGAAGAACUUGAAAUUCCCUGUGGUGUUCCUAAAAAAGCCGACGAUUAAAUUUCUAAGGGCUCAAUUGAAGUUGAAGCUUGUGAAGAUUUAUCACUUAACUAAAUUCCCAGCAAAAUCACUGAAUAAUUAUCUGCUGUAGAUCUAAAUAAAGACCAAGCAGAAGAGCCCAGCUAAGAAAAACCUGCUGAGGAAGAAUCAGUUAAAGAUGCUAAACCAAGCUAAGAAAAAGAAAAUGAAGAUGAAUUAAGUAACCCAGAAGAUGGAGAUAACGAAGAAGAUGAUGAACUUGCUGAGCAAAAAGCUAACGAAUAAAACAAGAUAGAUGAAGAUGUUAAAGAUGAAAUCAUCGACAGUGAGUUGUAAGAGCUUUCUAGAUUAGCAACAUUUACAUAUCCUGAAGAAACAUACUCAUCUACUUUAUUAAUGUGUGCUCCUUAUAAUACUAUAUCUAUUCUUAACAGUAAGUACAAAAUUAAACUUGUUCCAGGUACUCUUAAGAAAGGAAAAGCUGCUAAAUCUAUUGUUCACUUCUUUUAGAGCUCUAAAGAUACUAAUCAAUAAGAGAAAAAGUGUUUAAAGAAUAUGACUGAGUAAGAAAUUAUCAAUUGUAUUAUUGGUAACGUGAAACUUGCAGGUGCGGGAUUGCAAAAGAUCAAAGACAAAGAAAAACAAGCCAAAAAGCAAGCUAGAAAAACAAAAGAUGCUGCUCAAGAAAAGAAAUGA